This is a messenger RNA of Selaginella moellendorffii, 2052 nucleotides long. Its product is annotated as pentatricopeptide repeat-containing protein At3g26782, mitochondrial. The transcript has a single exon. The coding region runs from base 1 to 2052 and encodes 683 amino acids. Lineage: Eukaryota; Viridiplantae; Streptophyta; Lycopodiopsida; Selaginellales; Selaginellaceae. The record is from RefSeq and is a predicted model, not a curated record. Gene Ontology annotation, biological process: RNA modification. Gene Ontology annotation, molecular function: RNA binding; protein binding; zinc ion binding.
AUGUCGAGCGCCUGGAGAAUGGCUUCUCUCAUGAAUGUGGAUCUCUCGAAGGGCAUUCUCGGCGCCAAGAGCUCCAGCGCCGCGGGACUCCGGGUACUGCGCAAGCGCUCCACAGCGAUUCGCAGGCGCAGCAACAGCACAGUGGCGUGCCCGGCGCUCAAGAUCGUCAACAGCGCCAGCGCGGUCCUCAUCCCUCCUGUCAAGACCCCGGGCUCGAUCAAUCUCCUCAACGGGCAGCACCAGCCGCGGAUUUUCCCGCAAGAGGGCGGCGGCGAGGAGGAGAAUCUCGGCAGGCAGCUCGAGGGCUAUCUCAAUUCCCCAAACGAUGUGGGCCUCCUGGCUCGGGCGCUGGACGAGCAGCACGGUGAGUACUUCGUGGCAAUGGAUGCGAUCGACAGGAUGAGGCGCGAGGGCGGCGCCUCUCCAGAGCUGGAUCUGGCGGUGAGGAACGCGGUGGUGGCCUUGUACGCUAAGUUCGGCAGCCUGGCCGACGCUUGCAAGGCGUUUGAGAGGAUCCAGCAGCCCAAUGUGGAGAGCUGGAACGCGCUGCUCAUUGUCUACUGCCGCCUGGGGACUUGCAACAACAUCGCCCAGAUCGUGGAUCGGAUGCGCAGCAUCGGGGUCUGGCCAAACGAGCGGACCUUCCUCACAAUCUUCGAGCGAGUGCGGCACAUCGAGGAUGGCAAGCGGCUGGCCGAGAAAGUCAAGGAGCAGCAAGGCCUGGAUCUCAGCAUCGUCGGGGCGGCGCUGGUGACCAUGUUUUGCCGCUUCUCCAGCGUCUCGGAUGCCCGGGACGCGUUUGACAAGAUACCCGAGAAGGGCAUCCCGGCCUACACGGCGAUGAUGGCCGGGUACGUGAACGAGAAGAAGCCCAAGGAGGCGAUCGAGCUCUACCACGCUCUCCAGCAGAGCAACUUGCCAGUGACCAACACCGUGCUCGCCAUCGUGCUUGGAGCGUGCUCAAACCUGGUGGACAGUGACGAGGGCCGCGCGGCUCACUACACCGCCAUCGAGCUCGGCCUCCAGGACGAUCCCGUCGUCCAGAACGCGGUGGCGACGAUGUACGCCAAGUGUGGAGGACUGGAGGAGGCCCGGGCGGUUUUUGACGCCAUGGAGAUCCGGAACGUAGACGCGCUCACCUGGUCCUCGCUCAUCGGGGUCUACGGCUCGCAAGGCAAGACUGACGAAUCGCUCCGGCUGGCGCGGAGGAUGCAGCACGAAGGGAUGAUCCUGGACGGGAACUGCUUCGCCAACUUGAUCUUCAGCUGCGCGAAUGGCCGCCGGGACGCCGAGGCGUGCCGGUUCUUCAUGGACAUGAGGAGCGACUAUGGGGUCGUUCCCGGCAAGGAGCACUUUGGGUGCUUGGUGGACGCGGUCGGGCGGGCCGGGCAUCUCAAAGACGCGGAGGAUCUGAUCAAGGCCAUGCCGAUGCAGCCGGACGAGCACGUAUGGAGCGUGCUGUUCGCGAGCGCGCAGCUGCACGGCGACGCGCAGAGGAUCCAGCGCUCGGCGGAGAUCAUGAUGAAGAUGAAUCCUCAGCUGGAUCCGCUGGGAACCGGCGCGAACAGGACUGCCGCUCGGUGGGAGGAGGCCAGGAAAGUGCGAGAGCUCAUGAGGAAGCGCGGGAUCAAGAAGGAGCCCGGGAAGAGCAUGAUCACGAUCAACAAUGUGGUGCACAGCUUCAUGGCGCGCGAUCGGUCGCACAUCCACACGAAGGAGAUCUACGCCGAGGUGGACAGGAUCACGGAGAUUUGCAAGAAAGAGGAGAACUACAUCCCCGACACGAGAUACGUUCUCCAUGACGUUCCUGAGGACCAGAAGCCCAAGCUACUGUACUAUCACAGCGAGAGAUUGGCUAUGGCGUAUGGGCACAUCGCGACGCCGCCGGGAUCGGCCCUGCGGGUGAUCAAGAACUUGAGAGUUUGUGGGGAUUGUCACACCAUCUCCAAGAUGUGGGCCAAGAUCAUGCAGCGGGAGAUUAUCGUGCGAGACAAUCGGAGGUUUCACCACUUUGCGAAAGAUGGUACGUGUUCUUGUGGAGAUUACUGGUAA